Messenger RNA from Populus trichocarpa (black cottonwood), 665 nucleotides. RefSeq names its product cytochrome b-c1 complex subunit 6-1, mitochondrial. Gene Ontology annotation, biological process: mitochondrial electron transport, ubiquinol to cytochrome c. The coding region runs from base 168 to 377 and encodes 69 amino acids. Lineage: Eukaryota; Viridiplantae; Streptophyta; Magnoliopsida; Malpighiales; Salicaceae. The transcript is spliced from 5 exons. The record is from RefSeq and is a predicted model, not a curated record.
ACAGGCCCAUUAGUCCUCUCAGGCUCAGGUCAUAGAUCUCUCUAGAAAAGUAAAUCCCAGAGAACCAGCAGUCGCUUUGCCUGCGUCAAUCACCCGGUUUUCGUGUCCCCAACUCCCAACCAAGAGAAGUCUCCAAUUUGUCUCACCGUACUUUUUAGUUCUAAUAUAUGGCGGACGAGGAACCUGUAGAUCCAAAGAAGUAUCUUGAGGAAGCUUGCAAGCCUAAGUGUGUGAGGCCAUUGCUUGAAUAUCAGGCAUGUGUUAAGAGAAUUCAAGGCGAUGAGAGCGGGCACAAACAUUGUACAGGGCAGUACUUUGAUUACUGGUCCUGUGUUGAUAAAUGUGUUGCACCAAAGCUGUUUACGAAACUGAAGUAGUAGGGAUGUGUCAGGGCACCUCCGUUUCCUACCGAAUCCUUCUAAAUGUCAGAUCUUGUGCUUAUUUCACUCAUUUGGGGCAAUCUCCUUUCAUUUUGAUCAGCAAACAUUUUUUGAAUUAGAAUAAUGGAACAUGUCUUGGAUUUAUUGCAUUGCAACUUGCAAGAAGUUGAAGGUGAUAUCAUGCGAGGUCAUGUUGAAAAUUUUAAAGAUGGAGACUAUAUAUUGCUUAAAGCAUAACCAUAUGCUUAUACCUUUCUAUUUUAUGAGAGACGAUGCUUUCCAUGA